CAGAGCCAGCCAGUAGCGCGCGUGCUGCCGGAGUGGAAAGGUUGGUUACGUCGCGUCUGCCUGGCGGCCCACAACACUGGACAGGUGAGAGGACUCGGCCGCACGCUUGCCCUCCAGUGACCCCGAAGUGCCUCCUGACGCCUUUUGCGGGAGACGCGUGUCUGCAGCGUGCGUGGCGGGGCUCGAACUGGUGGCCCAGGACUCGGUGCCACAGUAAUGCGGAAAGUGAACAGCAAAAUGUAAUUAUCUUUGUGCCUCACUCUCUUCUGACGGUGCCAAGGCCGCCGCGCGUAAGACACCGACGAACGCACGCACGCACACCUGAACGGAAGGCACAGGUGGUCCGCAGGUGAGCCGAGGGACAGAGUGGCACCAAAGGACUACAAUAAAGAAAAAAAGGAAAAAGAAAGGGAAAGGGAAAGAGAGGAGAAGCGCGUUGUGUCCCCAGAAACGCCUCGCCGCACGCAAAGGUCGCCCCUCCCCCCUCGUCGCCGCUGCUGUGUGUGUGCGUGUGCGUGUGUGUACGUUACUGUAAGGCGGAAAUACGACAAGUACACACACAUAUAGAUACACACGGCCACUCCUCUUCCUCCACCCCCCCACCUUCCCCUCAGCCAAGGAUUCUACCGAGGAUCAUGAGAGGCGGACAAACACCAAACUGAAGAACGCCAGGCACCCUUCCCCUCCCCCCCACCACACACACACACACACACACACACACACACACACACACACACACAAGCACAAAACACCUCCACCACCACCACCACCUCCACCUCAGCCUGUCCAUGACGCCUCCGCCCCGCCACACCCACUCACUCUCGAGGCUUCCAGCGGAGGUGAACUGAACAUGACGACUCAAGGGCGAAGUGGAGGCUCGCGGCGCCCUCAGAAAGCCUCCUCCUGCUGCCCCCCCUCGCCGCCCUUCGUGUUACUACUGCUACCACUGCUCCUACUUCUGCUUGCCUCUCCCUGCUGGUCCGCCGCGCAAGGGAGAGACACAACACAACCCGCGACACAGGCAACACCGGGCGACCUUGCCACCACCACCACCUCCACCGCCAGCAGCAACACCACAAGCCACCCCUCCAUCCCUGACCUCCAACCUACUGCCCCUAGAGAGGAGUCCAGCGAUCUCAGGCACGGGGAGAGCGAAGUACAAGAUCCUCCUGGUAACUUGCUGGCCCCAGACGACGCGGAUCACGUUGGCGGCCUCGGUCUGGUGAUCCACAAGUGCUGCCCCGAGGAUGAGGUGUUCGACCACGCCACCAAGACCUGCCAGCCCAGCCAUGACCUCACCUUCAGCGUCCCAAUCUUCACGGUGGACUACUACGGCGUGUAUAUGGAGUCCAACCUGACGAGGGACCAGGUGGAGCUGUGGACGUCGCUGCUGGACUGCGAGCGCUACCUGCUGGACGCCAUGCCGGGGAAGAAGCCUGAAUUUGACUUCCGCGUGCUGGACUCCGGCCACUUGUGGGUGCCGGAGUACGAGCACCAGUACGACUUGGACCACUACUGCCUCGAGAACUUCGUGCUCAACGCCAGCGUGAAGGGCUCCCCGCACAUCCAGGGCGCCAUGGUGUGCGUGCUGCAGACGGAGGUGGAGACGUAUGACCCGUCCAAGAUCCCCGUCAGAAAGUGCUGCAUGCCCAACGAGGUGUACGACUCCGUGUCCAGCUGUUCCCUGCGCUACAACGUGACCUCGGAGCCGUGGCUGGUGCCCUUCCGGUCCCUGGAGGAGACCAACAAGGAGGUGAAGAUGGUGGACAUCCGUGAGCCGCCCUUCGUCCACACCCACGAGCUGGUGCCCAACUUCCAGACGUGUGUGGGGGACCAGAUGGGUUGGCAGGUGGACGCCUUCCACGUGCAGCAGGAGGAGGGCGGCCUGUACGUGCCGCUGUUGCACCGCGUCAUCCCCGACAACCAGUACUGCAUCGAGGACUUCCACACCAACGGCAGCCUCGCCACCAUGGCGUACGUGUGCGUGAGCGUGGAGGAGAUGCAGCACCUCCAGAGACUGCAGACGCCGGGGUGCCAGACGGAGCCCUGCAUCCCCAAGUGCUGCCACCUGGGGGAGAUCCUGGACGCGGGGACCAGCCGGUGUGUGCCCGCUAACAACUACCCCUUCAGCCCCUCCGUCAGGCUCGAGAACGGCUCCCUCAUCCAGGUCGCGGAGCCGGACUAUCGUUUCGGCUUCCCGGAGUGCGAGGUGCAGCUGACCUACGACCACGAGCGCGUCGAGCUGCUUCCCCAAGGUGACCUGCGCUAUGUCACCAACGACACGCGGGAGUGCCUACCCGAGCAGGCCUACGCCAUCCCCAGGGGCGAGUACUGCAUCGACCAGGUGUACUACCCGUCGGGGGAGGUGCGGCAGGGCGCGGGGUUCUGCUUCAGCAACAAGUGGGAGCACCUGGGCCAGCUGGAGAAGCAGGACGUGAACUACCUGUACUCGGUGUUCCUGGGCGUGUCGGACCUCUUCAUCCUCAUCUCCUUCGUCGUGUACCUCACCGUGCCCGACCAGAACAAGCGGGGACUCAACAAGAACGUCAAGUUGGCUCACUCCGUGCUGGGCCGCAUCCUCCUGUGCUUCCUCUUCAGCCUCUUCUUCGCCUACCUCUUCCUCAUCAUCAUCAAGCUCUUCUCGGACCCCAUCAACCUCUCCAGCCCCAGCGCUUGCAUUGGCAUCGGUGUGUGUAUGUACGUGUUCUUCAUGGCCACCUUCUUCUGGCUCAACGUGCUGUGUUUUGAGCUGUGGUGGAAGUGUGCAAGGCAGGAGAGCUCGAGCGGGCGGCGGUGGGUGUGGUACCAGGUGUAUGCGUGGGCGUGUCCCCUCGUGUUCGGCGGCGUCUCCCUCAUCAUGGAGUUCGCGCCGUCCAUCAGCAGCUGCUACAUCAAGCCCAACUUCGGCACCUACUCCUGCUUCUUUAGCUACUCCGUGACACACAACAACGGCGCCAAGUGGGCCUAUUUCUUCGGGCCCGUGGCGGUGCUGCUGUUCGCCGACCUGGUCUUCUUCCUGCUGACGGUGCGCUCCCUGCUCGUCACCGUCCAGCAGAGCCACAAGGGCACCGUGCAGAGGCAGGCCCGGCAGCGGCUACGGCUCUGCUUCAAGCUGUUCCUGGUGAUGGGCAUCAGCUGGCUGGCGGAGAUCAUUUCCUUCGAGUUGGGUCCCAGCACCGUCUGGUACAUCUCGGACGUGUUCAACUGCUUCCAGGGCUUCAUCAUCUUCCUGAUCUUCAUCCUGAAACCCAAGAUCCUGCAGGCGGUGCGGGCGCGGCUGUGUGGCUGCUGCGGGGCGCCGCCGCCAGCCAAGCCGCGCGGUACGAACGUCUUCAGUUCCAUCAUGUUGAACUCGUCCACCACCGAUGAGUUCUCGCUCUCGCAGCAACUGUCCUUCGCCCACGCCCACGCCCAUAACCGCCUCUCGCUGUCCCACCCUCAAAAUUCGCUUCCGCUGCCCCACGAACGAGCCCACAAGCAGCUGUCCCUUGCCUAUGGCUCCAACCCUUUCCCACACCCCGCCCUCGACAUCAAUCCCUCCUCUUCCUCCCCUUCCAAUUCCUCCACCUCCUCCACCUUCAAGCAGCAGCGGCCACAUAUUGAGCCUGACCCCCCUGCGUCUGCCUCCUCCUCUCCCCCCUCCACCCCAAGAACCUCCUCCACCAGGGCUUCCCUCUCUGCGAGCUGCAAGUCUGUGCUGGAGGCUGCCUGCUAGCUGCUCCCUCCCUCCCUCCCUCCCCCAUGCACACCCCUCCUCACCGCCUGACAAGCUCCUCCAUGGCCCAACCCUGUCCUUGUGUCAUGUGUAGAUGUGUUCAUGUGCAUGCUGGCCCCGCCCCGCCCCGCCCCGGACCCGAAACAUUACUCGCAGGACCUAUUGGUUUCUGCCGGGCCCGAGGCGGUGGCCCAUUGCUAUGCACAAACUUUUAUUGAGAUGGUCGCCUCCUCACCCUCUGAAACAAGGAAAAAAGACUCCCACGGUGAUUUCUUUUUUUGCUUGGCCAUAUUAUUGGAGAAUAUUUUUGUCUUGUUAACGUUGGCCGCAUGUCCCUCCCUUGGCCGGUGUGUUGCCUCUGUGAGUCAGUGGAGGAUGUGACUGAAACCCCGUGUGUCAGUUCGAGAUGCGAGGACGCCAUACAGAGCACCAGUGACUCUUUUGUUCACACACACACACACACACACACACACACACACACACCUUGUUACCGUCAUGGCAGUUUCGUCAAUGAGAGUCAAACAGUUCGAGUCGCUACGUGAACGCGCGGGGAAACUAGCAAAACUAUCCAACUAGCUACAACGCCAUAAUACCCGUGGCGGAUGAAAUAAUUCUAUGUAACAACCAGACCUUCCAGCUACCUUCAUCCACAAGUAUCUGUUCUACACCACUUCAUUCACUUCUCUUCAGCCUCUUCUUAUAAACCCACACCCUGUCGCUCUAACACACUAAAGUCGGUAUUCUAAAACACUUUCGCUUCUCACAUCAGUUAUUUCUAAAGGUCAAUGAGGGGAUCAAUCGUGUUCUAAUGAGUGUUUCUUCAGGUUUAUGGUACAGAAGAAGGGUUAAACUGCCACCAGGGUCAUAAAACUACUCCUGGAAAUACCCAAAACUCCUACGAAAGCCUUGUCAAAUAUGUAAACUCGGGCGACAAAAGGUUUAGUAAUACGGGAUGAUAGGAGGGGUGAAAACUCUAGCGGAGUCUGACUAUAAGAUCUUUAAUCCUAACUGGACCAUCGGAGUACGUGAUAGUUUUGGGCAAGUAACGUAGAUGGCGUUCGUGAGGUAGUUGGUUACUCUCCCCCUCUUCAUCUCCUGCUGCCUUCCCCUCCCCCCUCCACACACACACACAUACACACCAACCAGCCUCUAAUCGCUACAUCUCCCUCCUCUCAUUCACAGCAGCAUCGAGGGAAGACACACAGCUCUCCACUCUUCUACAGACCGAAUAAGUACGUACGUAAGCAUUUCAUCCGUCCGUGUCCGUGCGUGGUCCGUCCGUAGUUUGUCUCUGAUUCGUCCGUAGUCGUCCAAACCCGUCCGUCCGUGCGUUUCUUGUUCGUCCGUAAUCUGUCUUGAACGCUUCUUAUCUGUCCUCUCGUCCGUUUCCUUGUCUGUCCUUCCUCGUCCGUCCUUGGUAUGCGUCUGUGGUUCGUUGCUUCGUCCGUUUCGUGUGUGAGUGUGUGGGGGGGAGGGGGGUAGUGUGUGUGUGUGUGUGUGUGUGUGUUGCGGUUGAUCGUAUAUCUGAUUCUAUAAAUAACGUCAAACUACACCACAUUAAUUUUUUUUUCUUCUUCUUUUUCUUAUAUUCUUAUCAUUAUGUUCUUCCCGUUUUCUCUUGCUUGCAACUGACGCUUCUUGUGUGUCUUGUUUUAGGCCUACACUUUAUUUGAGUUUUUGUUUUUGUUUUUAAUUUUUUUUUACUCACCCUGAAGCUUUUUUUUUCCCGUACUUGUUUAUAAAUAUCAAUGUUUCGUGUAUAAUACAAGUAUACUUUUAGGUGAUAAUCAUAUACAUACUUUCUUAAUUAAUGAUACGCUGUGCCUAUCAUUAUUAAACUGUACAUACGUAAUUAAAUAUAUAUACGCGGUCAGAGAACAUUAUAUUCACAUAGCCCAGUAUUUCUCACGUAUCUAGUUGACGCACACGUGACUGUAUAGCGUUGGGAUGUCCGUAGAGUGAGUUCAAAUAGGUGUGGAUAUUCACAUGUGGACAAAAAAAAAAAAAAAAAUCAUCGUUCCACCUGGCUGCUAUCUCCUUGUGGUUUGAUAGAGUCUUUCCACCCCACUUCCACCCCGUCAGGUUAUGUCCCGCCUUAACCAAACCACUUUUUUUUAUUUUGAUUCCUCUCAUUCUCUCUUUCUCUUUCUCUCCUUCCCUUUUCCUCCUGUAUAGCUUGUGAGUCGUGCGAGGAGAGGCGUUACCAAUCAACAAGGAGCAUAGACUGAGGAGAUUCGAUUCUCACAUUAUUGUCCCCAACUGAUUGUAUUUCUGUGUGCACUUAACGGAGACUUGUGUGCACGGCUUAGUCAUUACGUACAUAGAGGACGCGCGGUCAUGGUCGCCUGUGUGUGUAUGAACGUGUGCGCGAAAGAACGUGUGGGCGAAUGAACGUGUGUGUGUGUGUGAACGUGUGUGCGAAUGAACGUGUGUGUGUAUGAACGUGUGUGCGAAUGAACGUGUGUGUCAUGGCAUGUGUACCCGAUACUUGUUGAAUUUGGUCUUGUGUUUCUCGAGGCUUUCUUUAUUACGUUUAGGGACACAGACCAAGGGCUAUAUAUGUAUGAAAAAAAUUUAAACAUUGCCCGGUACAAGUUGCCCCUUUAAACUGAGUCGAGAUUUUCAAGAGGCUUAGUUUGCCCUGUGUCUGCCAAAGCACUUUUCUAUAUAUUUUUACAGCAAAUAAGAAAGAGUAAGAGCUGUAAGGAAAAUCAUAUAAUCUCUGCCCAGUGCUGAGUGAUGUGAAGGUGGACCGAUAGCGUGAGGGUCGUGCGAAACUGGCUUGAGGGCGAAGCAAAGAACAGUAUCGCUAAACUGAACGGCUUAGCGCUACCACGGACUCUCUCUGGACGACGUUGCUCCAGACUGACUUGAGAUGUUAGUCACGUGCAAGACUCAAGUGAAAGCCAAGAAAAGAACAGUCUGAGGGUAUCACCGAAUUGUAAGGCUUUGCGCUAUACCACUUGACUCUUUCUGGACGACAUUGCUGCAGACAGAUGUUAGUGACGCGCAAGACUCAGUCGAAAGCCAAGUAAGCAACAGUCUGAGGGUAUCACCGAAUUGUAAGGCGGCUUGGCACUCCCACUGACCUCCUCCCAUUAACGACUUCUGGAUAUGCUGUGACGGAUAUAUUCAUGCCUCUCAGAUCCAGACACAGCCCCGAGCCACGAAGACCAACCUCCGUAUGAUGUUCCAGACCGUGAACCUCGUAACGUGUCGCGCAUUUAUCGCAUUAGACUGAUGGACACACCCAUGAUAUAUAUAUUUUUAGAUAAGAUUCCUCGCAAAUAUAUUUUACCAACCCUACAA
Molecule: messenger RNA, 7024 nt
Organism: Eriocheir sinensis (Chinese mitten crab)
Lineage: Eukaryota; Metazoa; Arthropoda; Malacostraca; Decapoda; Varunidae
Product: G-protein coupled receptor Mth2-like
Exons: 15
Coding region: 851-3715 (954 amino acids)
Biological process (GO): G protein-coupled receptor signaling pathway; cell surface receptor signaling pathway
Cellular component (GO): membrane
Molecular function (GO): G protein-coupled receptor activity
Source: RefSeq, a predicted model, not a curated record